Nothoprocta perdicaria is the source of this 600-nucleotide messenger RNA. RefSeq names its product guanylate cyclase activator 1A (gene GUCA1A). Gene Ontology annotation, molecular function: calcium sensitive guanylate cyclase activator activity; calcium ion binding. Bases 1 to 600 code for a protein of 199 amino acids. The record is from RefSeq and is a predicted model, not a curated record. Gene Ontology annotation, biological process: visual perception; positive regulation of guanylate cyclase activity. The transcript is spliced from 4 exons. NCBI's taxonomy places the organism in Eukaryota, Metazoa, Chordata, Aves, Tinamiformes, Tinamidae. Gene Ontology annotation, cellular component: cone photoreceptor outer segment; photoreceptor inner segment.
AUGGGGAACAUGGAUGGGAAAGCAGUGGAGGAGCUGAGCGCCACCGAAUGCCACCAGUGGUACAAGAAGUUCAUGACGGAGUGUCCCUCGGGCCAGCUCACCCUCUACGAGUUCAAACAGUUUUUUGGCUUGAAAAACCUGAGUCCAGCAGCGAACAAAUACGUUGAGCAAAUGUUUGAGACGUUCGACUUCAAUAAGGACGGCUACAUGGAUUUCAUGGAGUACGUGGCCGCCCUGAGCCUGGUGCUGAAAGGGAAGGUGGACCAGAAGCUGCGGUGGUACUUCAAGCUCUACGACGUGGACGGCAACGGCUGCAUUGACAGGGGAGAGCUGCUAAACAUCAUCAAGGCUAUCCGUGCUAUCAACCGCUGCAACGAGACAAUGACAGCCGAGGAGUUCACCGACAUGGUGUUUGAUAAGAUUGAUAUCAACGGCGAUGGCGAGCUCUCGCUGGAGGAGUUCAUGGAGGGCGUGCAGAAGGACGAGGUGCUGCUCGACAUCCUCACCCGCAGCCUGGACCUCACCCACAUCGUCCGGCUGAUCCAGAACGAUGGGAAGAACCCGCAGAGCUCUGAGGCGGAGGCGGCGGCCGCCGAGUAG